Messenger RNA from Pedinophyceae sp. YPF-701, 1518 nucleotides. Lineage: Eukaryota; Viridiplantae; Chlorophyta; Pedinophyceae. The record is from the annotation of a GenBank genome assembly.
AUGCAACAGGCGAUCCGAGCCUCGCUUCCCGCGAGGGGCCUCACGGCCACGACACGUAGGAGCAAUGUCCCGCGUCUUACGCGCCCAACGGGCAUCGUCGCGCCCAGGCGCAUCGGUGGCCCGCCCCUGAGGCCCGUCCCGCUGCAGCCCACCUUCGCGGCCAGCGGCGCCGUGCCCGCGGGCUCAGGCGACGAGGGCAAGGUCGUCAGGCCCCCUCCGGAUGACUCGACGUUCCUCGGCAUGCCCCACCGCUGGCAGGUCGUCGCGUUCAUGGCGCUGGCCUUCAUCCUGUGCAACAUGGACAAGGUCAACAUGUCGGUCGCCGUCAUCCCGAUGGCCGAGGAGCUCGGGUGGUCGGCCACGGAGCGCGGCCUGGUGUCGUCCGCCUUCUUCUGGGGGUACACGCUCACGCAGACGCCCGCGGGGUACCUCUGCUCGAAAAUCGGCGGCAUCAAGGUCCUCCUCGCCGGCGUCGUCCUCUGGUCGCUCGGCACCGCGGUCGCCCCGCCCCUGGCCAAGAUGGGCAUCCUCUGGCUCUGCGCCUCCCGGUUCUUCGUCGGCCUCGGCGAGGGCCUCGCGCCCUCCUCCGUGACCUCCGUCAUGGCCAACAAGGUCCCCCAGGGCGAGCGCUCGCGCGCCGUCGCCACUGUGUUCGGCGGCCUCGACGUGGGCUCCGCCGUCGGCCUCCUCCUCUGCGGGCCGCUCAUCCGCCUCUACGGCUGGCCCAUCGUGUUCUACACCUUCGCCGUCCUCGGCCUCGUCUGGGCCGCGCUCUUCCCGCUCAUCAAGCCCGAGGCGGCCAUCGACUCGGAGGAGCAGAAGCAGGCCGAGAUCGCCGAGGCGGCCGCCGCCAAGUCGGGCCCGCAGAAGCUGCCGUACGGCAAGUUCCUGACGUCGCUGCCGGUCCUCGCGAUCACCGUCGCGCACUUCUGCUUCAACUGGGGGUACUAUAUCCUCCUGGCGUGGCUGCCGUCAUACUUCGACAUGGCGCUCGGGCUCGACGUGGCCAACUCGUCGGUGCUCACGCUCAUCCCGUACAUCGCCAUGGCCGGCAUGACGCCGCUCGUGGGCCCGAUCGCGGACUCCCUGGUGAACAAGGGGUGGGGCCUGACCACGGUGCGCAAGCUGGCGCAGGGCAUCUCCUUCGCGGGCCCCGCGAUCUGCAUGGUGUUCCUCGCGAAGCUCACGCCCGCGACGCCCGCGGCCGCGAGCCCCGGGCUGAUCACGCUGCUCGUCGCGCUGAUGUCGCUCGCGUUUGCGCUCUCGGCGUGGGCGCGCGCGGGGCUGUACUGCAACCACCAGGACAUCUCCCCGCGGUACGCCAGCGCGCUGCUCGGCAUCACGAACACCGCCGGCGCGCUCCCGGGCGUCCUCGGCGUGCUCCUGACCGGCCACCUCCUCGACAAGACGGGCGGCUCGUUCGCCCAGGCAAUCUUCUACCCCGCGAUCGGCGUGCAAAUUUUCGGCCUCAUCUUCUACACCCUGUUCGCGUCGUCGGAGCGGCAGCCCUGGAGCUGA